Messenger RNA from Pyrus x bretschneideri (Chinese white pear), 2478 nucleotides. RefSeq names its product polycomb group protein EMF2B. The transcript is spliced from 16 exons. Gene Ontology annotation, molecular function: chromatin DNA binding. Bases 749 to 2155 code for a protein of 468 amino acids. The record is from RefSeq and is a predicted model, not a curated record. Lineage: Eukaryota; Viridiplantae; Streptophyta; Magnoliopsida; Rosales; Rosaceae. Gene Ontology annotation, cellular component: nucleus.
UCCUGCCCUCCGCAACCUAUGGUUGUCGGUUUUCGAGGUCACAGUCUCGGCGAUCCUCUCUGUUUUCUGGCAUGUCUUAUCGGUUUUAUCUAUGGCUUUCUUGUUUUGUUGCCUCCCUUCUUUUCUCCUCCUCCUUAUUGCCCUUGCUUCUUUUUCUAAUUUCAUUUCUGCAGUCCUUUUCCCUAAGUUCAUUCUUCCCUUUUUUCCUUUGCCUACACCUCCAUCUCCGACCCCUUUUAAUCCCUAUCAAAAAUCAGAUCUUCGAGUUUUGGACUCGAUUUCGGAGGUAGAUCUUUACCUCAUUGCUCCCUGCUUUACUAGCAUGCCAGAAAUUUUGGGCGAAGUGUUCUGCAGCAUGGUCGGAGUAAGGGUGUUUUACACAUCCCCUUGGCCCUCCCCACCCCCAUGUUAUGUCAACUUGGUUCUGUGAUGGAUAUUAGGUUUUAUUUCUUAUUGUUGUGUGUUUUCAAGUCUAUGUUGUUGUGGAAUUGGGCCUCCACUGUUUGUAUUGGGCCGUUGGUUGGCUUUAUAAAUUUUAAAUUUAAUGAAGUUAAGCUCUUCUCCAAAAAGAAAAUUCUUAAUGAAAUUCACUAUUAUUUUUGUUAAAAAAAAAAGGAGCUCUUUCUUUACCGAGACAAUCAAACACUUCAAACCAAAAAGAAAAAAAUGGGGCCACCGAAUACGAAAAAGUUCAACUUUGAGCAACUUCCCGUUUCCUGACCAAACGACUUAACGUGACGGAAUCCUUAUGUUACAAAGUAAAUUGGGGGCCCAGCUGCUCUCGAGCUCCUCGCCGGCGCUCUCGAAGCUGAAAACCCCGAAACUCUGUCUUCUCCGGCCAAUUUUCCGGCUCAACCUUCAAACCGGUGAGUCUCCUUUAUCUCCGGGAUAUAAGAUGUGCCGUCACAAUUCUUAUGCGCAUUUGCCGGUAGAGGAGGCGGUUGCGAUCGACGAGAGUCUUUUGAUAUAUUGCAAGCCGGUUGAGCUCUACAACAUUCUUCGCCCUCGUGCUUUACACAAUCCAUUAUUUCUUCGCAGAUGUUUGCAUUACAAAAUCCAAGCAAGGCGUAGAAAGAGCAUGUUAUUUUGUAGGUCCAGGGCUGCGAUUGUUAUAUUCAACUACAGGGACUACAACAACACUUUAUGUAAAACUGAAGUUACUGAGGACUUCUCCUGUCCCUUUUGCUUGAUGCAAUGUGCAAGCUUCAAGGGUCUGCGUUAUCACUUGUGCUCUUCACAUGACUUAUUCAACUUUGAGUUUUGGGUAACUGGAGAGUAUCAGGCAGUCAACGUUUCCGUGAAAGUUGACAUAUUGAGAUCUGAGACAGUAGCAGAUGGAGUAGUUCCACAACUUCAAACAUUCUUCUUCUGUUCAAGGUCAAGAAAACAUAGGCCAAAGAACCAUGGUCAACUUGAAAACCACGUUCAUAUACAAUUCUUGGAGUUAGACUCACCUAGCCUUGCCAAUGGAGGGGCACAGGAGGGACAUUUGGAGAAUGGUGAUGUUGUGAAGGCUCCCAAUCUGCUCCGCAGUGGAAAAGGUUCCCAAAAUGGAAGGCAUAGACAUGAAAACUGCGGUCAUGAUCAUCCUAGUUCUAUAGAAUGUAUAGAAUGUGCUACCUCAAUUUCCAAUGGUCCUGGUGCUACAAUUUCCAUUGCUCAAUCUUCUCCGGACCUUGAUUGUGUUAAAUUGCUAUCUGGAAGUGAUUAUGCACCACCAACUAAAACAAGGAAGUUAACUGCAGAGCGUUCAGAGCCAAGAAACCGUAUGCUCCUGCAGAAACGACAGUUCUUUCACUCUCAUAGAGUUCAGCCUAUGGAGUUAGAGCAAGUAUUAUCAGAUCGGGAUAGCGAAGAUGAAGUUGAUGAAGACAUUGCAGACCUUGAUGAUCGGAGGAUGCUUGAUGAUUUUGUAGAUGUUACCAAAGAUGAAAAGCAUCUUAUGCAUCUUUGGAACUCAUUUGUUCAAAAGCAAAGCGUGAUAGCAGAUGGUCAUGCUGCCUGGGCAUGCGAGGCAUUCUCAAGACUUCGUGCACCUGAGCUAAACUCGUCCCCCGCUCUUUUCUGCAGCACUGAAGCAGAGGGGUCAGUGAUAUUUGGAAGGAUGGCUAUUUCCUGCAUAUCAUUCUUUAAACGUGUUGGAGGUUAUUCAUGAUCAAACUUUGGAAUCACGGUCUUCUUGAUGCAUGCAUACUGAAUAGUUGCAACGUCAUUCUUGACGAGUACAAACACAAGGGAUCAGAAUCAUCGGAUGCCAUGAGAAGUUAAAGAAAAGGCGAUGGCUCAGCCCUAUAUGGUACAUAGUGAGAUGGAGAAUGCUAAUCAUGCUACAUUUAAUGUUCUUUUUCCCAUUGUUUAUCUUCUUUUUAAAUUUUUGUAACGACAUAUGGACCAGAAACAGAACUAAUCACGUUUCUUCAUGGGAGACUCGGUUUCAGACUCCAAUAUUAAUAUAACUUACUAUGAUCUUGUUACGUA